Molecule: messenger RNA, 4376 nt
Organism: Pogoniulus pusillus (Red-fronted tinkerbird)
Lineage: Eukaryota; Metazoa; Chordata; Aves; Piciformes; Lybiidae
Gene: KLHL20
Product: kelch like family member 20
Exons: 13
Coding region: 795-2651 (618 amino acids)
Molecular function (GO): protein binding
Source: RefSeq, a predicted model, not a curated record
GCGCCCACCGCGGCCUUCGUACAUCCCGUCCCUGGGCCGGUGCUUAAGCCGCCGUAGCACGGGGGAGCGUGUCCCCGUCUAUGGUUCGUGUCUCUCUGGUUCUGCGGGCCGUGCCCCUGCCUCCCUUGUCCUGUGCUCCGCGGGCUGCUGGCAUUGGAUAUUUGAGGCGGAACGUUCCUGGGUGAGCAGCCGGACGCCUCGGAGAACCUGCUCGUACCUGCCGGUGCUCCGCAGCUAGGGCCGUGUUUUGCCGAGGAAACUCUUAUUUUUACCUCGCUGCUGCCCCGCGAAGAACGCUAAGUCGGGGAUUCUGGACCAGAGUGUUUUGUUGCUUUUUCCUUUUUGUUUUUUUCUUCAUCACUUUAAUGCGGAUUUAAGGGGAUAAAAUCUGGUGCAAUCAGGGUCCAAGAAUAGCAUCGUCCACGUUUCCUCGCUUGUGCCGAGUGCUCAGAACGGCUUUCGCAUGUGCUCCUGUACACGGGCGGGUCUGGAGAUGCCACUUUUCAGGGUGGGCAGCAGGUGUUCCCCGCGGCGGCGGGUGUCGAGGCUCUUCCCGUAACCGCUUCGAAGCCGGAGACAGGAGAUAGGCGAGUCUGACUGGGCACAGGCUGGGCAGUGGUAGCUCCGAUUUAGAUUGGUAGGCACUGAGUGCCCUAACCGGGAGGAGCUGGAUUUCUUAAGUUGCAGGAAAGUGAGAACCUGAGUGGUUUGCAGUUGUGGAAGACAGCAAGUCUGAGCUCCCUUUGUGUUUGCCUGGUCUUGAAUCCCAGGGUGAAGGUUUCUCUCCACGGUGCAUGGACGGAAAGCCAAUGCGCAGGUGUACCAGUACUCGACCAGGAGAGACCGGAAUGGACGUGACCAGCCGCUGCACACUGGGAGAUCCUAACAAGCUGCCAGAGGGGGUGCCGCAGCCCGCUCGCAUGCCCUACAUCUCUGACAAGCACCCUCGACAAACUUUGGAGGUCAUCAACCUCCUGCGGAAGCACCGUGAGCUCUGCGAUGUGGUGCUGGUAGUGGGUGCGAAGAAGAUCUACGCCCACAGGGUGAUUCUGUCUGCCUGCAGCCCUUACUUCCGAGCCAUGUUCACGGGGGAGCUGGCAGAGUCUCGGCAGACAGAAGUAGUGAUCAGAGACAUUGAUGAAAGGGCCAUGGAACUGCUGAUUGACUUUGCGUACACCUCUCAGAUCACUGUGGAAGAGGGAAACGUCCAGACCUUGCUGCCAGCUGCUUGCCUCCUCCAGCUGGCUGAGAUCCAGGAGGCCUGCUGUGAGUUCCUUAAAAGACAGUUGGACCCUUCCAAUUGCCUGGGAAUCCGAGCUUUUGCUGACACUCACUCAUGCCGUGAGCUGCUGAGGAUUGCUGACAAGUUCACACAGCAUAACUUCCAGGAGGUAAUGGAGAGCGAGGAGUUCAUGCUGCUCCCUGCCAAUCAGCUCAUCGAUAUUAUAUCCAGUGACGAGUUAAAUGUUCGCAGUGAAGAGCAGGUGUUCAAUGCAGUAAUGGCCUGGGUGAAAUACAGCAUCCAGGAGAGAAGACCUCAGUUACCACAGGUCUUGCAGCACGUCCGUCUGCCGUUGCUGAGUCCCAAGUUUCUUGUGGGAACAGUGGGCUCUGAUCCACUUAUCAAGAGCGAUGAGGAGUGCCGGGAUUUAGUGGAUGAAGCUAAAAACUAUCUGCUGUUGCCCCAAGAGCGGCCACUGAUGCAGGGACCGAGAACCAGACCACGCAAACCCAUCCGCUGUGGAGAAGUGCUCUUUGCAGUGGGGGGCUGGUGUAGUGGAGAUGCCAUUUCCAGCGUCGAGCGCUACGACCCUCAAACCAAUGAGUGGCGAAUGGUGGCUUCCAUGAGCAAAAGGCGCUGUGGCGUUGGAGUCAGCGUUCUGGAUGAUCUCCUCUAUGCUGUGGGAGGCCACGAUGGUUCCUCUUAUCUUAACAGUGUAGAAAGGUAUGAUCCAAAGACCAAUCAGUGGAGCAGUGAUGUGGCCCCCACCAGUACCUGCAGGACCAGUGUUGGAGUAGCAGUUCUUGGAGGCUACCUCUAUGCUGUGGGUGGUCAGGAUGGUGUCUCUUGUCUCAACAUUGUGGAAAGGUAUGAUCCCAAAGAAAACAAAUGGACUCGAGUGGCUUCCAUGAGCACCAGGCGGCUGGGAGUUGCAGUGGCUGUGCUAGGAGGCUUCCUCUAUGCUGUGGGCGGCUCUGAUGGGACAUCUCCUCUCAAUACUGUGGAGCGCUACAACCCCCAGGAGAACCGCUGGCACACGAUUGCGCCCAUGGGGACCAGGAGGAAGCACCUGGGCUGUGCUGUGUACCAAGACAUGAUCUAUGCUGUGGGAGGCAGAGAUGAUACGACAGAGCUCAGCAGCGCUGAGAGAUACAACCCUCGAACCAACCAGUGGUCUCCCGUCGUGGCCAUGACAUCCCGCCGGAGUGGAGUUGGCCUUGCUGUGGUGAACGGACAGCUGAUGGCAGUGGGGGGUUUUGAUGGCACAACGUACUUGAAAACCAUUGAGGUGUUUGACCCAGAUGCUAACACGUGGAGGUUGUAUGGUGGGAUGAACUAUCGGCGGCUGGGAGGAGGAGUAGGUGUUAUCAAAAUGACACACUGUGAAUCCCAUAUAUGCUCUGCUAUGCACGGUCUAGAGCCAGUGUAACUCUUGGCCGGUGACUCUUUCUAUAGAACAAUAUGAAUGACUUCUGGGAGAGUGUGCCCAAUGGGAGACCACGUUGUCAGACUCCAGGGGACUGCUGGACAGGAGUAGAAGGGUUGCUUAUGUCCAUGUUUUUUCUAAGUAGCCUACAUUUUUGUAUAAAGCAAACUGUCAAAGGUGCCGCAGCACAGACGGUGCUGCCCUAGAGCCCACACGCUACCCUGGGGGUCUGGCAGGGAGGGAGGGGCGUUCUGCCUCCCCUCUUGCUAGCGUGGCAGCUGGGUGAUGGGCAACAGAGAAAAGUGAUACAGCAGACACUGCUUUUUGCCUUAUUUACAGAGAGCUUCAACAAAGUACUUGACCUGCAAGGUGCCACCUUAGCACAGAAGCUUUUCUGUGCACAGAGUCUAUUUAUUUUCUCAUUUAACUUGUGCGUUGUGUUUUCCCCGUAUGGCUCACAGUGAUGAUUCCAGCAGUAUGUGUACAUGUGUGCAUAUAUAUAUGUGUUUUUGACAUAUAUAUGUAUAUGCAUCUCUGUGCAACUCGAGUGUUGACCAGCUGGUGCUUAGGGCAGGGCUGUGUCCUGUCAGCUACUGUGGUUCCAACAUUUGUGGUAUGUUCUAGGGUCUCUUAGAGUACAGGAGAGCUGUGAGGAUGGGUGGCCUGAAUAUCUUUUCAGUCUUGCUGGAAGCAAGAAGUAGAACUGGAACUCUCAUCUAUCAACUGAAUCAGUGAAGUGCCCAAAAAGGGUGAGAGUGAAAAGGAUUUCAAAUGAUGCCUUUUUACUGUACAGUGUAUGGUAAAAAAGUUUGGCUUUUGUCUCUCCCCUCUGCUGUAUUUGAACCUACAACCAACCAGUUGUUGCUUACUCUCUAAAACCUUUUUCUCAUGUUGCCUGCUAGAUACCAGGUCCUGCCUGAAGCUGGGAUGCAGGUAUCUGUUAAUUCCAGCUAGCCUAGAUCAACGUGCACUUCUCAGGUUCUUGCUAGAGCAGCAGCAGCAGCCCUGCAGAGAGCUCCUGCUGAAAAAAAGCUUAGACCAGCAUCAUCUUAGCUGCCCUCCACCUCUUGUCUGUGUCUUUAGAACUGUUGUACAGCAGUGCCUGUGAUGAGGCCAUGCCCUCCCUUUUAGUGAUUUUUAGGCACUUUGCCUGUGUUUUACAUCAGGGAAAGGUGUGAGGCUCAUUAAAAAGUUUGGAGGGAAAGGACUGUUUGCUGGCACUGUGAGUAGCUGUCAUGUUUCAGUGACUGCAGGGGCUCCCAGGGGUGGGAGUGGGGAGGAGGAAUUCCAGCCUCAAAGGUUCCAAUGUGUUUGUACUGUAAUUUCUAUCUGGUAUGAAAGAGUGACCUUUUGCACCCAAUACCACUUUCAGACCUUACUAAAUCUGAACUUAAGAGAGUAGGAGGACUGUAAAUCCUCCAGGUGAAAAAGGCAGCGCUGACACCUUAAAUUCUUUAACUCCAUAGUUUGAUUUGUGUCACUCAGAUUUCCAUGUGCUUGAAUAUAGUGAAAAGGACAGGACAGUCAAGGAUGGGUCAUUCAGACUUUUUUAAAAGCCCCUUUUGCCCUAAAGGUUGCUGUUCUUGUGUUUACAUAUGAAGAUCAUUUGCACCUUUACAAGGAUAACAAGUGUUCUGUAAACAAAAGUUUACAUGUAUCAUUUAUGCUUUUUUCUAGCAUGAGUAACUUGUAUAAAUAGUGCUAUCUUAAUAAAUUUCUUUUAUGCUC